This is a messenger RNA of Punica granatum (pomegranate), 2432 nucleotides long. Lineage: Eukaryota; Viridiplantae; Streptophyta; Magnoliopsida; Myrtales; Lythraceae. The record is from RefSeq and is a predicted model, not a curated record.
AUUUGCGUUACCGUCAAAUUUAGACACAUCCAGAUUCACUGUCCUACGCACCUCUGACACACAGAGAAGGUGGCCAUGGAGGGGAAGAGGUUCUUCCGCUUCCUGUUAAUCUUAUUCAGCGUAGCUCUGGUCCUGUUGCUCACAUGGGCCAACCUCCCCCACGCGCCGGCCGAGGCGGAGGACCUCCUCGACUGCGCCACCGAUGCCCCCUGGUGCUCCACCACCACCUCCUCCUCCUCCUCCUCCUCCCGCCCCCGCAAGCAUCCACCCGAGGCCGCAAUCUCCAAGCCCCGGCCCGGCAAGCCCGACGCCGCCCGCUCCCACAAGUCGGACACCCCACGUCAUCCCCUCGAUCCCCUCACCGUCCAGGAAAUCAACCGAGUCCGUGCCCUCGUCCUGUCGCAUGCGCUCUUCGGCGACGAGGGCUCAGCCUCAUACGCCCUCCACUCCAUCGAACUCGAGGAGCCCGAGAAGUCCCUCGUCCUCCGCUGGCGGAAGGGUGACCCCCUGCCGCCCCGGAAGGCCUCCGUCGUUGCCCGCGUGGGAGGGCUCUCCCACGUGCUGAGCGUGGACAUCGGAGCCGGUUCCGUCGAGAAGGUCGGGGAGGGCCCGCCCACGGGGUACCCACCCAUGACGAUCGAGGACAUGACGGCGGCGACGUGGGCGGUGUUCUCGGACGCAAAGUUCAACAGGACGGUGGAGGGCCGAGGGGUGGAGCUGCGGGACCUGGCAUGCCUGCCGUUAACGGCGGGGUGGUACGGGCCCACCGAGGAGGGAAGACGGCUGAUAAAGGUGCAGUGCUUCUCCAUGGAGGGGACCGCCAACUUCUACAUGCGGCCGAUCGAAGGGCUGACGGUGCUCGUCGACUUGGACACAAAGCGCGUCAUCGAUCUCAUCGAUAAGGGCCCCCACAUCCCUAUUCCGAAGGCUGCUAACACUGAUUAUCGCUUCUCCCAGAUGGAUCCCAGUCAACGGAUGAAUUUGAUUAACCCGAUAUCAAUUGAGCAACCCAAGGGCCCUAGCUUCGUGGUCGAGGAUGGCCACACUGUUAAGUGGGCCAAUUGGGAGUUCCACUUGAAGCCCGAUGCAAGGGCCGGCGUGGUGGUAUCGCAGGCCAGGGUGCGGGACCCAGACACUGGGGAGAUGAGGGCGGUGAUGUACAGAGGUUUCACAUCGGAGCUUUUCGUGCCCUACAUGGACCCCACUGAUGCUUGGUACUUCAAGACCUACAUGGAUGCCGGGGAGUACGGGUUCGGCCUCCAGGCCAUGCCCCUCGACCCCCUCAAUGACUGCCCGCGGAAUGCCUACUUCAUGGAUGGCGUGUUUGCUGCAGCAGAUGGCAAACCAUAUGUACGUUCGAACAUGAUUUGCAUCUAUGAAAGUUAUGCUGGUGAUAUUGGAUGGCGCCACUCUGAGAGCCCGAUCACCGGAAUGGGGAUAAGGGAAGUGAGGCCAAAAGUGACAUUAGUGGUUAGAAUGGCAGCAUCAGUCGCCAAUUAUGAUUACAUUGUAGACUGGGAAUUCCAGACAGACGGACUCAUCAGAGUCAAGGUUGGGCUUAGUGGAAUCCUGAUGGUGAAGGGUUCGCCCUACUCGAACUUGAACGAUGUGCCGGGCCAGGAGAACCUAUACGGCACGAUCCUGUCUGAGAACAUAAUAGGUGUCAUUCACGACCACUACAUCACAUUCCACCUUGACAUGGACAUAGAUGGGUCAGACAACUCCUUCGUGAAGGUUGACAUCAAGAAGGAGCGAACAUCUCUGGAGGAGUCGCCCCGCCGGAGCUACCUCAAGGCUGUGAGGAAUGUUGCCAAGACCGAGAAGGACGCUCAGGUCAAGCUCAAGCUCUAUGACCCCUCGGAGUUCCAUGUCAUCAAUCCGAACAAGAAAACCAGGGUCGGGAACCCAGUCGGAUACAAGGUCGUGCCCGCUGGGACUGCUGCCAGCCUGCUCGACCUUGAUGACCCACCCCAGAGAAGAGGUGCUUUCACGAAUAACCAGAUUUGGGUCACCCCAUACAAUCGGACCGAGCAAUGGGCAGGCGGUUUCUUCGUAUGUCAGAGCCAGGGAGAGGACACCCUUGCUGCGUGGUCUGAGAAGGACCGGCCGAUUGAGAACAAGGACAUAGUGGUGUGGUACACCUUGGGCUUCCACCACAUACCCUGCCAAGAGGAUUUCCCGAUAAUGCCGACUGUGUCUUCGAGUUUCGACCUGAAGCCUGUGAAUUUCUUCGAGAGCAAUCCUAUCCUGCGAGUUCCGCCCAACGCCGAAAAGGAUCUACCUGUGUGCAAGCCUGCUGCUUCGGCUUGAGAACUCUUAUUGACUUUGAUUUAGGACCCUAAUAAAGCAUUUGUAGCCUGCAAACUAGAACCACUACUCCAUGUGUGCAUACUCCAUGAAAUGAUGAAUAUAAGUGUUCCGUUCAAGUUCAA